AUGCAGGAGACUGAGGCACUGGAGGAGAAAGUUCCUGCUGUCCAGACACAAUUCUUUCCAUCUAGCCAGAACGAGAGCCAGGAGGAGAGCCGACGAAGGCUGAAAAGGCAACGGUACCAGGAGCUGCCAUUGGAAGGAGCUGUCUGCAUCUCUCAGUGCUGUACUGAGCAUGUCUCAGAGGAGCCUUAUGCUGGCAGCACAUUAUGCAAAAAGGCAGCUCGAGCAGCCGCGAGAGAGUCAGAGCAAGCCUUCGCUUCCCUUGCAUCACCACCGCUCGAAAACAACCCUGGAUUACUUGAGAGGGCCUGCCUGCCUGCCCAGGUGAAUGAAGCCAAGCACCAUGGCUUGAUUCCUGACGUUGCCCUACUGCUGAACACCAUGGGGAACCAAGAUGGGAAGCUGAAGAGGAAUGCAGGUGAUGUACACGAAGGCGGUGAGGAUGCUUCUGGGCCCAGGGAUGCUGAGGGCACAAAGAAAGGAGGGGGGAGCAAAAAGACCCUGGGCAGGCACGGGAAAGGGGGAGAAUCGAAGAAGAAGGGCAAGUCUGAAGCCAGGUCAUCUGUGUUUUCCAAUCUGCGCAUCAGGAAAAACCUCUCCAAGUCUAAAGAUGGAACCAGCAGCUCGAGAGAGGAUGUUUUAGAAAGCCAGGCCGGGCACACAGGAGAGCUAGACAGUGCUCACUCCAUUCUCACCAAAACUCCUGAUAUAAGCAUUUCUGCAGAUGAAGGGGGUCUCUCAGAUACCGAUGCAGAGCAUUUUGAAAAUACAAAUGAAACUCGCCCUGCAGCUGCCGAGCCGCAAGAUGGACAAAGAACCAGCUCCGGCUCAGAUACGGAUAUAUACAGUUUUCAUUCAGCCACCGAACAAGAGGAUUUGCUUUCUGAUAUUCAGCAGGCAAUUAGACUGCAACAGCAGCAGCAGCAGCAGGGGACAAUUAACAUUGGAACUGAGCAGCAGGGCACCAAAACAAUGGUCCUACACAUGGCUAAUUCUCAAGCAACCCCAUUAGAUUUUGAAAGGUUUCUUUCACUCGGCAGUGACAAAGACAGUAGCCCGGAUACCGAGCAGCCAGUCUCUGCUAAAUCAGAAGUCACAAAAUAUGCCCCAAGCUGUCAGGCUGAAGUGUCAGGAAAGGCAAAUGGAAUGGGGCACUCCUGCAGCAGUGUGUUUGAGAUGCAGGAAGCACCUGAGCAAUUGCCAGCAGAAGAGGAACAACCUGCUGAAGAAGGAGGAGACUUCUUCUCUACUCCCAAUGCUGCAAUUACAGAACAGGGGACUCUGCUGGGCAGUUCGGUCUUUAAUUUCCCACCCCCGGCUGGGGAGUCUGAGACCGAAAGAGUUGCUGUUGAAGGUACAGGUGGCGAAAGAGAGGCUGAGCUGGCAGAGGCAGGCGGGGAUCAGGUUGCCGUGGCCACAGACAGGAAGUGGAGUUUGUCUACUAGCAGAGAAGCCGUGGAGGAGGGCUUUUCUGUGGAAAUGAAAAAUGGGACUUGUUCCUCAGAGGAUGUCGCCAGCAGUCCGGUGCACCCUCCUAAAUGUUUUAAAUCAUACCCUUUCAUCAACCCCUGCUACGUCAAAACCACCACUAGGCAGCUGAGUUCUCCGAACCAUUCACCUGGCAUAUCCCCCUCUCAGAGCCCCCUCUUUAAAAGGAGACGGGAGCCCUCUCGAUUGAAAGAGAAGGCACCAAGCAAGAAACAGAGAUCUGCCAGUUUGGCAGGGGCAUUUAGCCGUUCUGCAGACUGGACUCAUGAGGUUUCAGAUCAGUCCAGUGAAAUAGCUCAAAAGUCAGGCUCUGCGGAUUUUUUGGAGCACAGGCAGACCAGAGAUGGUAUCCAGGGGGAAAGAGUGCCUUUGAAUCAUUUGAGAAAGUUUGCAGGAAUGUCACCUUCUACUGAUGCCUUCCCUAAUGUAUUUCGAGGGCGAACUCUGCUAGAAAAGCUCUCCAAUCAGCAGGAGAAUGCACCCCAAGAAGAAGCAGAGAAGCUUUGUUCUUGGAUCAUUGCAAUGGGUCUUUUGCUCCCCUUCAGUGACUGCUUCAGAGAGCCAAGUAGUCAGAAUGCACAACAAAGUGCACCUACGUUUGAU
Messenger RNA from Protobothrops mucrosquamatus (brown spotted pit viper), 2088 nucleotides. Its product is annotated as formin-2-like. The record is from RefSeq and is a predicted model, not a curated record. The transcript has 2 exons. Gene Ontology annotation, biological process: intracellular transport. Lineage: Eukaryota; Metazoa; Chordata; Lepidosauria; Squamata; Viperidae. Gene Ontology annotation, cellular component: nucleus; endoplasmic reticulum membrane; cytoplasm. The annotation marks the transcript as partial.